This is a messenger RNA of Chanos chanos (milkfish), 1725 nucleotides long. It is a transcript of the gene tbce, whose product is annotated as tubulin folding cofactor E. The coding region runs from base 29 to 1594 and encodes 521 amino acids. Gene Ontology annotation, biological process: cytoskeleton organization. Gene Ontology annotation, molecular function: protein binding. Lineage: Eukaryota; Metazoa; Chordata; Actinopteri; Gonorynchiformes; Chanidae. The record is from RefSeq and is a predicted model, not a curated record. The transcript is spliced from 16 exons.
GAGAAUCAGAGAUCUGGAGCAACCCGUAAUGGUCCCAGAGGACACACUUGGCAGACGUAUAGUCUGUGAUGGAGAGCGUGGCACUGUGCGAUAUGUUGGAACAGUUCCUCCAACUGCGGGUUUGUGGCUCGGCAUAGAAUGGGACAAUCCAGAGCGAGGCAAACAUGAUGGAACCCAUGAAGGGGUCUGCUAUUUCACAUGCAGACAUCCCACUGGAGGUUCCUUUGUAAGGCCCAAGAAAGUCAGCUUUGGAGUAGACUACGUUACCGCUCUGAGACAGCGCUAUGAAACAGAGCUUGAUCAAAUUAUUGGAGAGGAGGUGAAAAUCUCCACCAAAACCGUGGAACUGGUGGGGUUUGAAGCCGUAUCACAAAAACAGAGGGUGGAGAACCUUACAGAAGUGGCUCUAAGGAGAUGUGAUGUUUCUGGCCCUGGCCCUGAAAAAGAAAUCAGAAAGACCACGCCUUAUGUGGUUUCUCUAGAUCUUUCUAGUAAUCUCUUGAACUCCUGGGAAACAGUUGCAGCUAUUACAGAGCAGCUUGAGGCUCUGGAAGAGCUUCAGCUGAGUUACAACAGACUGCAGCUGUCCUCUGAUCCCCUCAGUCUGAAACAUGCUUUCUGCAGACUCAGGGUCCUGUCACUCAAGAACUGCGACGUUACUUGGCCUCAGCUGCUAGAGUGUGCCCCCAUUUGGCCACAGCUGGAAGAACUCUAUGUAUCCAGUAACAACAUCACUGAAUUAAAGCAACCAAUAGGUGUUUUACAGAAUUUGACAGUUCUGGAUCUGUCAAACAACUCUUUGGUACAAGAGAGUGUUUCACAAAUCUCAAACCUACCCAGGUUGGAGAAGCUUAAUCUGUCCAGCUCAGGACUAUCUGUCAUUUGCUUCAAUGACGUGUCAUCAGGUAACAAAACAGCCAUGUUCUCUUCACUGAAGAAUCUCAUGCUUGAUGACAAUAAAAUUGCUGAGUGGUGGGUAGUAAACGAGAUGGAGAAACUGAGGGCUCUUGUGCAGCUCUCAUGUCGGAGAAAUCCACUGAUCGACAGGGAGAGAAACCAUGAGACAGCCCGCCAACUCCUCAUAGCACGACUUAGCCAGCUAGAAGUCCUCGACAUGCGAGAGGUUCUGGCAGAGGAGAGACGAGGGGCGGAGCUAGACUACAUUAGAAUGUUUGGGACAGAGUGGCUGCAGGCAGGAGGGAAUGCUGACCCAGCAAAGAACCAUUCCAGUGAUGAGUUCACCUCUCAACAUCCUCGCUACCAGUCCCUUAUCAAAAAGUAUGGUGCCCCUGAGGAAGGAGAGCUUCAAAAACAGAAACCGUUUGCGCUGAAGAAUCAGUUAUUAACUAUCAAGUUUGUUUGUCCAGAGGAAACAGACAGGAAACCAAUAGAGAAAAAGCUCCCAGGCUCUAUGAUUGUUCAGAAAGUGAAAGGCCUGUUGUUCAGAUUGCUGAAGAUCCCAGGAGCAGACCUGCGACUCACCUACUCCAGCUCAAAGAUGGAAGGCAAAGAGAUCGAUAUCGAUAAUGACCUGAAGCCGUUACAGUUCUAUUCCAUCGAGAAUGGAGACACGAUUCUGGUCCGCUGGUCCUGAAGAAACUCUAAUGCCAUUAUUUUAUUUCCUCAGGAUGCAUGCACUUUACAAACAUCAAAACGCUGAUUAUUAAGUACAGCUCUGUGAGAAUGACAAAGCUCCACACUUCACACAUAGCAGCAAGUUUUGUA